AUGGAGUGUUUCGGUGGACAGGGAUACAUUGAAGACACAGGAAUACCGACUGUUCUGCGAGACGCUCAGGUGACACCUAUCUGGGAAGGAACGACAAAUGUACUAUCACUUGACGUUCUUCGGGUAUUUGCCGGAAACCAGAAUGUGUACCCUGUGUUUGAAAAGCGUAUUAAAUCUCUACUACCUAAUAAUGUAUCGUCUCCUCUGGAUGUUGCUACAGCGGCCGUUAGAAAGGCAAUGACAGAUCUGGGAUCGCUCAUGAGGAAAGCUGCCACGAAUGAUCAGCCAGUUCAGUUGGAUCCAUGUGCUCGACAGAUUGCCUUCGGAAUUGCUCGAAUCUAUGCUGGAGCACUUUUGAUUCGCCAUGCAAGCGACUCGGAUGCUACGAAGAGCGAUGCAGAUGUUGCUGCAAGAUGGUGUUUGGAGCAGCCAUUAGUGGAUAUGAACACGGACUGGCUGAGCAAUGAUCGGAUUCAGCUGGAUCGUUCCAUCGUAUUCGAAAAUUUCCCUGAAGACGCCAGAAACAGCAAGUUAUAA
Molecule: messenger RNA, 537 nt
Organism: Cooperia oncophora
Lineage: Eukaryota; Metazoa; Nematoda; Chromadorea; Rhabditida; Trichostrongylidae
Source: the annotation of a GenBank genome assembly